CGAAUCAUUCUCGAUCGGACUAAAGUUUCAAUAGUGGACCACGACAGCUAAGUUGAUUCGACAUUCACAGUUUCACAUUGUCUACUGGAGCUGGCUGGCAGUGUGCAACAAAUCAAGUUGUUUGACAAUAAUAUUCAAAUUCUUCAAUCGUCAUGACCUGCACAAUAUCAAUAUUAAAACAACUGCACGAGAGACUGUUGUCUACCAAGAUAGCCACUGCUGGUGAUUUAUAUGGGUUAGUGGACAGUGCUGGAAACUUGACAGUUCUCAAUGCAACAUUCCAACCAUCACUUCUCCCCCAUGACUGCUGCCACUUGUUGCCUGCGCCUGUGACUUUACUUGGCACCUACGUUCGCCAAGGACGGGAUGAAGACCCAAAUCCUGAAGAUAAACUACUGAUGACAGUCGGGCGAGAAGAUAUAUCCGUUCAGCUGAGAGAAAAUUCUUCCUCCCCUUGGGAAGAUGCCAACUUGAGCAUCAUUUCGCAGGAGCAGUUUGAAAACUCCAUCAUUGCCUGCAGAGUUAGUCUACAGCUUGAUAUUCCCAGAGAGACUGACAGUUUGGACGUUUUUCUGUCACGAAUUUCAACCACAAGAUUCCAAUUGAAGGAUUCUGAACUGGUUCUUAGAGCUGCCGACGGUGACUCGAGCGGUGUAGUGUCAUAUGGGGUAGGAUUGUCAUCUGCCGGGCAAUGCUUUGGUGAUGUGCUGGGUGGGCAACCUGUCAAGUUCGGCUACAGGCCUGUUGAGAGCGUUGUGUUUGAUGCCCUGAUGGAUAGUGAAGAGGUGAAUGGAGGACGUCUUCAAGGAGAGUGCGUUUCGUACGCCUUUCGUUCACAGAGCGCCAGUGAGGUCGGAACCAUGCUCUUGUCUUCAUUGCAGCGCCAGCUGAAGUUGGCUCAGUACUGGUUUGUUGAUAGGAAAGUUAAGGGAACAUUAGAAACUCUGACAGCACUACCUUACAAAGUUGGGCAUUUGCUCAGUCUCCAAUAUCCAGAAGAAAUGAGCGAUGAUGAUUUGCAGGACUAUAGACUAAACGUCAACAAAGUGUUUCUGCUUCCACCAUGUCCUUUCGUGAGUCGCAAAAAUGCUUACGAAUUUGCCGACCUAAAAUCCAGUUACCAUUUGUACAAUACGCAUGUGGGCCUGAAACCCACUUCUGUGAAGGGCCUAACAGGUAUUGUUCAAGGUAUCUACAGCUAUCAUCACUAUAUGCAAGAUAAAUUCAAUGACAACAAAUGGGGAUGCGCUUACCGAUCUCUUCAAACUAUCGUGUCAUGGUUCAGGCACCAAGGCUUUAGUAAUAAACCUGUGCCAUCUCACGAGGAAAUCCAAAAAUGUCUUGUUGAUUUGGGAGACAAACCAUCCAAAUUCAUCGGAUCAACUGACUGGAUUGGUUCCACAGAAGUUGGAUUCGUACUUGAAUCGUAUUUGGGCGUCACUAGUAAAGUAAUUAGCGUGUCAAGUGGCGACGAACUGUCGGAGAAAGGAAGAGAGCUUGUUCAACAUUUCAACACCCAAGGCACGCCUGUUAUGAUCGGAGGUGGCGUCUUGGCUCACACAAUCUUAGGAGUCUCAUUCGACCCAUCAUCUGGGGACAUCGAAUAUCUCAUCCUAGACCCGCAUUAUACCGGCAGUGAAGAUCUUACCGUAAUUCAGAAACAAGGAUGGUGCGGAUGGAAAGGCCCCAAGUUUUGGAAUGCUAAAGCUUACUAUAAUCUUUGUUUGCCGCAGAGACCAAAAGUAGUGUAGUAUCCACUUGGCUUCGCUGGAAGCGUUUUUUCUACUUUUCUUACUCUUUAAUCUAGCAUGCUGCUGAAAUUCAUCCUUGGACGUAUUGAAUUUGCGAGUAUACUUUUAUUGUUCUUCGGAGUAUUUCAUAUUUAUACUUCUGAAACACAAAUCCGCGUCUCAAGUGGGAACAACAUGCAGAGUUGCUCGGCAUCACGCUCUUCCUGCGCACGGAAUGUUCUAGUACAGGCAUUCAAGUUGAAAUAUGUUUCUUUUUCUAAUCCAAUGGCCAUUGUUAGGCGAGAAGCUGACAUUGUCCUUAAAUUUAUUUUAUUGAUUAUAAACUGAAUAGUUGUGGGACCAUAAUUGUGUGAUAUCCCGUAUUCACUAAUUCAAUUUUAAUUACUCCAUGCAUUUAGUGUUACAAGGGGUUACUUGGUGUGUUUAUCUUGGUAAUAAAAUGGUUACAAUUCUUA
Messenger RNA from Hyalella azteca, 2206 nucleotides. It is a transcript of the gene Ufsp2, whose product is annotated as ufm1-specific protease 2-like. The transcript has 3 exons. The record is from RefSeq and is a predicted model, not a curated record. Bases 153 to 1751 code for a protein of 532 amino acids. Lineage: Eukaryota; Metazoa; Arthropoda; Malacostraca; Amphipoda; Hyalellidae.